GGAGCGGAGCAGAACGGAGCGCGGGGCUCGGCGCUGCCCGGCCGGCCGAGCAUGCACUGAGCGAGCGGCCCCGGGCUCGGAGCCGCCCCGCUGCAUGCUGUGGGGAGACACGGUCGCGAUAAUAAAUGAUAGAGGAUACAAUGACUUUGCUGUCUCUGCUGGGUCGGAUCAUGCGUUACUUCUUGCUCAGACCGGAGACCCUGUUCUUGCUGUGCAUCAGCCUGGCCCUGUGGAGUUAUUUCUUCCACACGGAUGAGGUGAAAACCAUUGUUAAGUCCAGCAGGGAUGCGGUGAAGAUGGUGAAGGGCAAGGUGGCCGAGAUCAUGCAGAAUGACAGGCUCGGGGGUUUAGACGUGCUGGACGCUGAGUUCUCCAAGACCUGGGAGUUCAAGAGCCACAACGUGGCUGUCUACUCCAUCCAAGGCCGCAGGGAUCACAUGGAGGACAGGUUCGAAGUAAUCACCGACCUGGUGAACAAGACUCACCCCUCCAUCUUCGGGAUAUUUGAUGGGCACGGAGGAGAGUCGGCAGCGGAGUACGUGAAGGCGCGGCUGCCCGAGGUGCUGAAGCAGCACCUGCAGGACUACGAGCGGGACAAGGAGAACAGCGUGCUGUCCUACCAGAGCAUCCUGGAGCAGCAGAUCCUCUCCAUCGACAGGGAGAUGCUGGAGAAGCUCACCGUCUCCUACGACGAGGCAGGCACCACGUGUCUGAUCGCCCUGCUGUCCGACAAGGAGCUGACCGUGGCCAACGUGGGCGACUCGCGGGGCGUCCUCUGCGACAAGGACGGCAAUGCCAUCCCCCUGUCCCACGACCACAAGCCCUACCAGCUGAAGGAGAGGAAGAGGAUUAAGAGGGCUGGUGGGUUCAUCAGCUUCAACGGCUCGUGGCGCGUGCAGGGCAUCCUGGCCAUGUCGCGCUCGCUGGGCGAUUACCCCCUGAAGAACCUGAACGUGGUGAUCCCCGACCCCGACAUCCUGAGCUUUGACCUGGACAAACUGCAGCCAGAGUUCAUGAUCCUGGCCUCGGACGGGCUGUGGGACGCCUUCAGCAACGAGGAGGCCGUGAGGUUCAUCAAGGAGCGCCUGGACGAGCCGCACUUCGGCGCCAAGAGCAUCGUGCUGCAGUCCUUCUACAGGGGCUGCCCCGACAACAUCACCGUCAUGGUGGUGAAGUUCAGGAAUAGCAGCAAAGCUGAGGAGCAGCAGUGAGGAGCCCCCGGGCCCGCUCAGGACUCAGGACAGUCUGUGUGUGUGCUGGGAAGCUCCAGGAGCGCCGUGCGGGCUCUCCCGCGGCCGCGGGUCCAUCCGGGCUCUGCUCGUGGCUUGGCAAAAGGAGCAAUACAACAAAUAAAUCCAUGCUGAGCGACCACAAGAAUCCAGUCUGCCCCCUGCCCCCUGCCCUGUGCCCUCGCUGCUCCCUAGGAACCGACUGGAAGCUCCCAUUUCUCACUUUUCUUUAGGAAUCCUGUGUGGGUUUGGGUUUGAUUGCUCUCCUCAGGGGCACGGCAGGGCCAGGGCGGUGCUGCUGCUCCUCCCUCCCGCUGUCCCUGCUCAGGAGCUGCUCUCGUGUCCCUCAUCUCUGCACCCUGCAGUGGGAGGGCUGGCUGGGCAAGGGUUUGGGACGUGAAGGAGGAAGAGGAGCCAAUCUCAGCCUGCUGCCACUGCUGGCUCUGCUUUGUUCAGCCUCCCCCCACAAUAAACCCUGCCGAGCAUGUGAGUAGGUAGAGCUCCUGAAGCACCACGUCUAUUCAGGCUGUGCAUUACUCUAGGACAGUUCUUCUAGGCCAUAUUGUAUCCAGACCAACUCAUGGUGAACUUCAGCAAAGCCCCGGGAGCUCUGAAGCUCCUGGCUGGGGGCAGAGCUCAGCUGUGGGAGCAGAAUGUGUGUCCUGCACCGAGAUCCCCCCGACCUUACUGCUGUGGAAAGAGAUGGGAGAGCAAAUGGAUUUCACUGGUGACUGGUGGGAGCCUCACCCAAGCAGGGCGUUCCUCAGAGGUUCCUCAGAGCUUCCUAGCUGGAAGUCAAGCCUGAGAGAGACUUCCCUGUACCACUGCGGGUGGAUUUGUGGUGUUAAUCCCAGGGCAGACCCCUCUGGACGGGCUCUUGGGAUGACCUGCAAAUGCCAGGCAGCAUCAAUGCACUGUAGAGAUGAAAGGUUGUGUUAAAUCUAGGUUUUAAAAGUGUGUUUAGAUCUAACUUUCAGUAUUUAAUUGUAUUUUGGGAUCUGUGACUGCUGUGAGUUGGAGUGAGGACAGUUUGGGUUUGCUGCACCUCUGGUACCAGCUGUGUCAUGGCAGAGGGACAGGGCAGGCAGGAUUUUGGAUGGCUCCUUUGUCCUUACCCUGCCUUACAGAAGUCCUUGGGAUCUCCCCAGAACGUGGUCCUGGACACUCUGCUCAAGUCUUCAGGGUGGUGGAGGCUGUCUGUGUUUGGUGUGGAGCUGGGUCAGGGAUGUGACGGAUUCCCUGGCCUUGCCUGUUCCUUGGAAGGUCCAAUAUUCCUCAUUUCCCAGCUGUGGCCCCCCUGCUCACCUGCAGGAUCUCUCAAGGCAAAAAAUCAAAGAGCACAAACUUCUGCUCGAGAAGGAAUCCCCAUCUUUGUCUUGUUUUGUCCCCCCAGCAAACUUCCCUCCUUUAAUUUGUUUGGGGAUAAUCUCAGCCCUCAGCUGGCUCUGGUGGUGUUUCCAGAACGUGUCUGGAGCCCUGGGAGAGCAGUGCCCAGCAGGCAGGAGCCUGCCCUGCUCCUUUCCCUGCCCUUUCCCAUCCCUGGUGCAGCUGGGUGCCCCUGGCUGCCCAGCUGGGCAGUGAACAGGAAUUGCUGAGAGCUGCUCCAGGUACUGCAGUGCACACAGAGUGAGGGCAGAGGGCUGCAAGUGCAGCCCUGGGUGAUGGUGAUGCCACGGGAGUGCUGGAUCUGGGCUGGAAUGGCACAGAGCACUGGGAGAGCAGCUCCAGGCAGAGCUCAGGGUGUGGGGUUUGCCUUCCCUGUCCCCUUGUGCCUUCCCUGUCCCCUUCCCUGUCCCCCUGCGCCUUCCCUGUGGAGGGCACAGCUCCUGGGGAAAGAGGAAUUCCAGCAGCUCUGAAGGAUGUUUGUGAGCCCUGAGCCAUCCCAGGAGCUGCAGGGGUGGCCCUGCCCAGGAGAACAGCACAGAUCCAGCUGGGGUGGCAGCUCCCGGCGCAUUCCUGAGGGAUCCACGAGCCCUGAGCACAGCCAGGAGCUGGCAGGGGUGGCAGCCAGGAGGGAGCAGUGGCAGGGCAGGGCACUGACCCAGCAGGGCAGGAGGGGUUUGCAGGUUUGCUGGAUCCUUCCAGGAUCAUUCCAGGAUCGUUCCCUGUCCCCCAGCCAGCUCCAGGUGGCUUCAGCUGCAGCAGGAACUGUCCCAGCACCUUCAGCUUCCUCCCCCGUCCCCGGCAGUGCCAUCCAUGCCAACAUCUCUGCUCAGCCCGGGGUUUUUUUGCUUUGAUUGCUUUGGAAAAGGAGCUUCAGCUGCUCCAGGUUUGAAGGAGAAGGAGUGAUGGAGGUGAGAGGCUUUGUGUGGUGUCCCACAUCCACGUGCAGUGCCUACCUGUGCUCCCAGCUGGAGGCUUUGGAAGCUUUCCCUGCCAAGGGAGGCAUUUCCAGCUUCCAGUGGUGCUGAUCUGUGCCAAACUCUGCCGUGACACAGCUGGAGGCUGCAGGAUGAGCUCCUUGUGCACACUGCUGAUGCACCCCGACCGGUGCAGGGCUCUCCCACUGCCUUAACACUGCAUCCAUCCAUCCACCCAUCCAUGCUCCACCUGGGGAGGAGCUGUGGCCAGGAAUUCCCUGUGCCUGUGGCAGCAGGGCCCCAGCCUUCCUGCUGCUCUGCUCCCAAACACAGCUGGGCACAGCUGGAGCUGCUCCUGCCAAUCCCCCUGGGCACAGCUGGAGCUGCCCCUGCCAAUCCCCCUGGGCACAGCUGGAGCUGCCCCUGCCAAUCCCCCUGGGCACAGCUGGAGCUGCUCCUGCUCACCCAGCCCGGUUUGGUGCCUUCAUUCCAUCCCCCCGGGCACAGCUGCAGCCUCAGGGCACAGGGGUGGCUGCCAAGGAGCAUCUGCAGAUGGCUCAAAGUGACAAAGGGACCUUGAACCACGAGGCUGAGCCAGUGCUGGGGAAUUUGGGCUGUUCCCAAACUGGGCUGUUCCCGAAUUCAUCUGUUCCCAGGGACAUUCCAGCUCUCAGUGCUUGGGAAUUGGAGCAUCCCAGUGCUUGGGAGCUGGGCUGUUCCCAAACUGGGCUGUUCCUGGGGACAUUCCUAGGGAUGUCCCAGCUCCUAGUGCUUGGGAAUUGGGCUGGCCCCAAACUGGGCUGUUCCCAAAUUCAUCUGUUCCCAGGGACAUGCCAGCACUCUGGAAUGCAGCUGUUCCCAAAUUCAUUUGGUCCCAGGGAUGUCCCAGCUCCCAGUGCUGGGAAUUUGGGAAUUUGAGCUGUGUCCCAGGGAUGUCCCAGUGCUCAGGAACUGGGCUGUUCCAGGGACAUUUGGGAACUGGGUUGUUCCCAAACUGGGCUGUUCCCAAACUGGGCUGUUCCCAGGAACAUUCCAGCACUCUGGAAUUGGGCUGUUCCCAAACUGGGCUGUUCCCAAAUGUUCCCAGGGGUGUCCCAGUGCCAGCUCCCUGCCCUGGGAUGCUCUGCUGAUUCCCUCCUCCUGCAGCACAGGGGCUGCUGUGGGGUUCACCCAUCCCUCGGGUCACUCCUGGAAUGUCCCAGCCUGUCCCCAGCCUGGUGCUUCCUUCUGCUGGCCUCAGACAUCCCCACAAACCCCACAGCAGCCCCUGGCAUAGAGGAUUUCAGCUCCCACUGCUGCUGCUGCAGGUUAAACCAUUUCCAGAGGUGAAAUUUAAAAUAUUGUGCAGGUUUUAGAAUCCAGGAGGAGUCAGAGUUAAAGCACUGCAUCAGCUUGGCUGCAGAAACACCAAUGCCACAGCCUCAAAAAAAAACCAACAAAAAAAAGGGAAUUUUGUGUCUCAGGAUACAGGGCAGCCCUGCUUUAAAUAAUAUGGAUUUAUUGCUGAUGUAGCUGAGACUUGUUUUACACAGAGAAGCAUUCAGUCAGUGAUUAUACUACAGAAAAAACACCUCAGCAGCCUGUCAUGCCCCAGAGCAGGAUUCCAGGCCUCUGAACAAAAUUCCAGGUGAGAAUGUUCUGCUGGGAUUUGGCCACUGCAGAGCCCCGAGCUGCAGCCCCUUGUGCCCAGUGUGUUCAUAAAUGGCCUUUCUGAAACUCCAGAGAAAAAGAUCUGUAGAGACAGUGAAUAGUGAGCUGAAGUUUCGUUGCUUUUAUUUUUCCAGUGCUGACUGGACGAGGCUUAGGGGAGCCAGGGGAUGAGUCUGGAUUUUCCUGAGGUGACUCAGAAUCCCGGGGAGCAGCUCUGGAGGAUGCUCUGGGAAGCAAAACCUGCCGGGAGCAGCUGCCAGAACCACAAACAGGGGUUUGGGGGCAGUUCUGGAGGGAAAAUGAUGGAUUUGGAUGGAUUCCAUGGGUUUGGGCAGCUCCUGGGCCUGCUCUGCCCAGCCCUGAGGGAUGGGAGGGUUUUUGGGGUCCCUUCCAACCCAAACCAGUCUGGGAUUCUGGGAAUUACCUCAGCAACAGGGAACUGAAGCACUUUAGUUCUAUUCCCAAGCAUAUUUCAUGGCCAGUCCUGCAUUUUUUGCAGCCUGAGUUGCACCCGUGGGCACAGCCUCUCUGACACCAAACAUCCACAAACGGGAGGCAAAAUCUGGGGAAAUAUCCCAAACCUCCUUUACACUGAGCACAGGGAGUGCUGCCCCACAUCCCCUGUGUGAUUUAUGGGAAUUUCUCUGUGCCAGGGUGCACACAAAGCAUUGCAGCAUUUAACUCCUCUGAAAUAACAGCCAGAAUGGGAAUUUCACCUUCUGCUCCCCACCCAGCAGCAACUUCCAAACACCUUUGCCCAAUUUAUUAUUAUUAUUAUUAUUAUUAUUAUUAUUAUUAUUAUUAGGCUUUUCAUGUCAGGAAACCCCACAGUUUUCCCAUCAAAAUCACAAAUAUUUUGAAUUCUGAUUUAAUACAGCUGCAUGAGGAAAAAAAAAAAAAAAACUUAUUGGGAUUUGGGAAACCUUUAGCCUGUGUUUUACACUUUGUUUUUAGUACAAUAUUCCAGGCUGAUGCAAUAAAAUUUGGCCCCUCCCUACUUCAGUUCCCAGAUUAUUUCACGCUUUUAAGGUUUUUCACCUUUUGCCAGGCUGCUCACACUAAAACCUUCCCUAAAAUGGCUUUGAGCAGGAACAGGAGCUCAGUUAGGAAUUCUACAGCCUUUUAAGCAAUAAUAAAGUCAGAAUCAAAUACAAGCCAGACUUGGAAAUGAGUUUUUUUUUAGGAAAGCCAGGAGCAGGAUGGAUGUAUUUCCAAUGCUGCUGGCUCUGUAAAUGACAAUUAACUUCAGGUGGCACAAAGAGAUCACUGUGUACAAACCUAAGCCUUGGAACCGGAGAGCAGUGUCAGCAUUUGGGGCACAAAACCCCGAAUUCCUGCAGGUGACAGGAGAAUUUCUGGCCAUCCUCACCUCCCCAUCCCUCCCUCACCACGAGCACUCUCUGCUUUAUCCAUUUUCCGAAGGCAGCAGAGUCGUGAUUACGUUUUUAUUUUGGAAAAAGCAAUACAAGCUGUGCUGUAGUAUCAGUGUUCUUGUGGUAAAUGAUUUAUUUCCAGGCAUUUCACGUGGCAGGCUCAGAGAGGAACGGAGGGGUUGGGGUUUGAGGUGUGGAAACAAUCACAGAACAGGGCACUUCCCCCAGUACCUGCUCAGAGAACAAUCCAAUCCCAGCUCCUACACCCACAGCACAGCUGGAAUUUCACCUGGAAUACAAGAGCAUCAUUCCCUCAGUUAUGCAAUACUGUAUUUUCCCAGAAAUAAAAAGAAAACAAACAAAUAA
Messenger RNA from Melospiza melodia melodia, 6918 nucleotides. RefSeq names its product protein phosphatase, Mg2+/Mn2+ dependent 1L (gene PPM1L). Gene Ontology annotation, cellular component: cytosol; nucleus. The transcript is spliced from 4 exons. Gene Ontology annotation, biological process: negative regulation of canonical NF-kappaB signal transduction; peptidyl-threonine dephosphorylation; positive regulation of canonical Wnt signaling pathway. The record is from RefSeq and is a predicted model, not a curated record. Gene Ontology annotation, molecular function: protein serine/threonine phosphatase activity; cation binding. Lineage: Eukaryota; Metazoa; Chordata; Aves; Passeriformes; Passerellidae. The coding region runs from base 126 to 1211 and encodes 361 amino acids.